Engraulis encrasicolus (European anchovy) is the source of this 1436-nucleotide messenger RNA. Its product is annotated as N-acyl-aromatic-L-amino acid amidohydrolase (carboxylate-forming) B-like. Gene Ontology annotation, molecular function: aminoacylase activity; hydrolase activity, acting on ester bonds. Bases 438 to 1388 code for a protein of 316 amino acids. NCBI's taxonomy places the organism in Eukaryota, Metazoa, Chordata, Actinopteri, Clupeiformes, Engraulidae. The record is from RefSeq and is a predicted model, not a curated record. The transcript has 7 exons. Gene Ontology annotation, cellular component: cytosol.
UAAAAAGCGUCUGCUAAAUGUAAUGUAUUGUAAUGUAAUGAGCUAUACAGUAUAUGGUUAAUAUAUGUGUAAGGAUGUGUGUAAUGUCUCUUGGGUAAUGUGUUCUGUAUUCAUGUAGGCUAUGUAUGUAUGCUACUUGACACCUUAAUUUCCCCCUGGGAUCAAUAAAUGAUACUCUACUCUAACCCUACUCCGUAACAUAGGAAUACCUUGAAAAUAAUAGUGAAUGUUUUACAUGUCAGGUUAACCCUAAACAAACGUGUUUCGGAUGAGGUAUUGCUCUAGAUGGGCUAAUCUUUUACCAAAGGUAGCCUUUAUACUGGUAUGUCAGGUUCAUCAGUUGUUUUUACCUCAGAAGACUUGGGAUACAGCAGACAUCUAUUGCAACUUCAAUUCAGCAACAAGGAUAUAAUUGAUCUGAUCAGCUAUCAGAGAAUAUGGAGGUGCUAACUCUGCCAGCCUUGCGUCGCAUGGCCAUCUGUGGUGGCACCCAUGGCAACGAGAUGACGGGUGUGUACCUGGUGCAGGAAAUGGCCAGGCGGCAGAAGAAAGAGGGGAACAAGACGGGGUGGCCAGUGCCAAUAGAAAUGGUGCUUUCCAAUCCGCGUGCCAUUGAAGUGUGCAGGAGGUACACCGAGAGAGACCUCAACCGCUGUUUCACCAGCACCCUCCUCAGUGCCCCCAUCACAGAUAGCUCCCCGUAUGAGGUGAGGAGAGCACACGAGCUAAACGCCCUCCUGGGCCCCAAGGAGAGCAAAGACGCCGUUGAUCUCUUGUGUGAUAUGCAUAACACUACAUCCAACAUGGGAGUCACUGUGAUUACUUACUCUCCAGACGAAUGGAUCAGUCUUCACAUCUACAAAUAUCUAAAGAGCAAAAUCACCUCAGUGCCAGUGCGAUUAUUCAUGGUAAAUAUACCGACAAACGAGGCCUACUCUUUAGAAUCUGUCGGCAAGAAUGGAUUCUCACUAGAGGCGGGCCCACAACCACAUGGUGUCCUCCGCGCAGACAUAUACAACUACAUGAAGGAGGCCGUUGACUUAUCAAUAGAGUGGGUCGGCCUUUUCAACUCAGGUGUGUUGAUUGAGGGUGGAGAAGUGGACGCGUAUGUGUUUCAAAAAAGUGUUGAUUAUCCUCGAGAUACAGAGAGCAAGCAGAUAACAGCCGCAAUACAUCCAAACAUUCAGGACCAGGAUUUCUGCUGUCUGAAGUCUGGUGAUGCCAUAUUUCAAUUGUUUUCUGGGGAGACUGUGUGCUACGAGGAAGAGGAGCCCCUCCAUCCAUUCUUCAUUAAUGAAUGUGCAUACUACGAGAAAGGCAUUGCUUUUCACCUCGCCCGCAAGAAGACCAUCAGGAUCCCUUCAGUGAAGGUGCAGCAGGGAAUUUGAGGAAACAGGGCACAGCCUUGUCUGUUGCUGCAUUACUAAGUAAACCCA